GGCAUUUCACUCCACAAAAUAUUCUCACCUGAUUGCGACUUCACCCCGAAUCGCACUCGUUCAGCUUCUUCCCCUUUUCACCUUUUCCCCUCUUUUUUUCUCUAUCUCCUCCUUAAUCUUUUGAUAAUUUUGCUUUAGCUCAGAUUUUCUUCUCAUCACUGUCACUCCCAAAUCCGCCAUUUUCGUGAUUUUUUUUUUUACACGAACCCUAAAAAAUCGCACAUUUUUUUUGAUUGUCGGUGACUUUCGAGUUUGCAACAAUGGCGGAUAUCAUCAGGUUUCUCUAUUAUUGACUAUUGAAAUGGUUAGCAAGCCUUAUACAUCAAGGCAUGAUUUGUACAUUUUAACUCUUUAUAGCCUCCGCAAUGCAAUUAGCUUCGAAUGGCAGCCGUGGAGAAGAUAGUUCGGAAACAGAACCAAUCUUGUCCGAGUCCCAUAUAGUUGAAGAGUGUCAGGAACAUUCUCUUUUUGAAAUUAGAACUGUUGUUGGGGAUUCUUUGGUCGUGACAGAUGUUGAUGCUGACGAGAACUGCAAUCUAGUGAACUCAGAACAAGCACAAUGCCGGAUAUGCCUUGAAAAUGGAGGAGAAGAUUUAAUUGCUCCUUGUCAUUGCAAAGGCACUCAGAAGUAUGUCCAUAGAUCGUGCCUUGACAAUUGGAGGUCCACGAAGGAGGGCUUUGCUUUUGCUCAUUGCACAGAAUGCCGGGCAAGGUUCUUAUUGCGAGCAAAUGUCCCAUCCGAUCGCUGGUGGUUGAGAUUGAAGUUUCAGUUCCUUGUUGCGAGAGACCACGCGUUCAUUUUCAUAGUUGUCCAGCUGAUCGUGGCCAUGUUAGGCGUUCUGGUUUACAGAUUCUAUGGCGAAGAACUACGCGAAAUGUUUGGUUAUCAAGAACACCCAUAUGGGUUUUAUAUUAUGGCUGUUUUGGCCAUUAUUCUCGUUGGCUUGCUCUAUGGUUUCUUCAUAGCGAUUAUAUGUGGACAGAGGAUCAACGAACGCCACUAUCAUGUUCUUGCAAAACAAGAAUUGACAAAGGAGUACAUAGUGGAAGACCGUGAGAGUAAAGAGGUUCCUGAACUUGACCCUAACCACAUAGCAGAGCUGAGAAUGUUGGGCCUCUACUGAAAGAAACAUAUUUUCUCGUGGCAUUCUUGUAGGUCCGACCUUGGGUCAGUCAGCGCUAUCCAAGAUUUGGAGACGGCACUUUUGUCAGUGCAGUGCUGUGCUAUCCAAGAUUUGAGACGGCAUGUGAGAACUUCUUUGACAUACAGAAAUGCAUAUAUAUGUGAUAGAGAUACGAUUUGCAGAACUUCUAAUAUGUUGUAAAGUUUAUAGGCAUUUAGGUUUUGGCCCGUCUUCCAUCUUUGCAUGCCUUUGUCGUGGUUGAAUAACUCAACCUUGUGCAAUCCAAAAGGUUAUCUUGAUUCCCAGUUUUUGUUGCUUUCUCGUGUGAAUAUAAUGCAUUUGUAAAGAGGCUGUAUAAUUUCUCAACUGGGCUUAGUUGUUUAGCAGGAACAACUGAUGAAUGGAUUUAACCUGGACAGAUCUAGGAAGCCACAAUAUGUUAGCUGAGAGGUUCAGAACUGAUGUAAAGUUGGUCAAAAUUUGUUGCAUCAUUCACUGAAUGCUAGUUUUUCACCAUUACCAAUUAUUGUAUCGCGUUUUGUUUUCUA
This is a messenger RNA of Spinacia oleracea (spinach), 1672 nucleotides long. RefSeq lists its product as uncharacterized. The record is from RefSeq and is a predicted model, not a curated record. NCBI's taxonomy places the organism in Eukaryota, Viridiplantae, Streptophyta, Magnoliopsida, Caryophyllales, Amaranthaceae. Gene Ontology annotation, molecular function: zinc ion binding. The transcript has 8 exons. The coding region runs from base 366 to 1124 and encodes 252 amino acids.